Messenger RNA from Ceutorhynchus assimilis (cabbage seed weevil), 578 nucleotides. The record is from the annotation of a GenBank genome assembly. NCBI's taxonomy places the organism in Eukaryota, Metazoa, Arthropoda, Insecta, Coleoptera, Curculionidae.
GACAAAUCUUGACUAAGUAUUCGACGAUUUUUCCUUAAAAAUUUCCACUAAAACCCCAUGGUUGAAACAAUGUCGUCACAAGAGUUCACAUCCAACCCGGACAUCGAAGCAGAAUUCGUUGACGACGACGUAGAAAAAAACGCCUCCGAAACCAACCAACAACAGCCCGAAGAGAAAAGAACCGAAGUUUCCAAACGCGGCGAUUACGAUGACGAACCCGACGAAACGUUAUGCGAACGAUUAUGGGGCCUCACGGAAAUGUUUCCAGAAUCCGUAAGAAAAAUCACCUCGUCGGCAAUCGUAGCGACAAAGUUGGGAUUGUGCAAGGCUCGGGCGGCAUCUAGAACUGCCACGUGGAUUAUAUUCAGUUCUUCGGUUUUGCUGUUUGCGCCGUUAGUUUUGGAAGUCGAAAGGGUCAAUAUUCAAGAGCUGCAGAAGAAUCAACGGAAGGAGUUGUUGAUAGGACCUAGCGGUGCUAUUUCAGGCGGGGUUCCACCCAUGUUGGUACCGUCGAUUUCUUAAUUUAUUGUUAUCGUUAUUGUUAUUAUUAAAAUAUUUCGGUGGUACUGUGUUGUGCU